Molecule: messenger RNA, 3463 nt
Organism: Electrophorus electricus (electric eel)
Lineage: Eukaryota; Metazoa; Chordata; Actinopteri; Gymnotiformes; Gymnotidae
Gene: kcnj10b
Product: potassium inwardly rectifying channel subfamily J member 10b
Biological process (GO): regulation of monoatomic ion transmembrane transport; potassium ion import across plasma membrane
Cellular component (GO): plasma membrane
Molecular function (GO): inward rectifier potassium channel activity
Source: RefSeq, a predicted model, not a curated record
GAGAGAGGCCUUUAUUAGAAAAGGCAUUUUCUCCAGAAUUGCACAGCUCUAAUUGCACUCGUCUUCUGUGGGUACCUGUCCUCGCCAGCAGAAGUCUUCUAAUUUUAGUUCUGGUUGGAAUGUAACCGCGAAGAUCCAAGGUCUUCAACCUUAGCAUGUCAUCAGCAACACCCACCUACCCCCCUGGCUCCACCCACCACAAAGUGUGCCACUCCCAGACACAGACCGAUGCCCUAAAACCACUGCUGGGAGGCGGGAGCCAGAGGAGUGAGGCGCUCCGACACCAUCGGCGUGUGCUGUCCAAGGAUGGGCGGAGCAACGUGAGCAUCGAGCAUGUGACUGGGCGGGGCACCCUGUACUUACGCGACCCCUGGACCACCUUCGUAGACAUGCAAUGGAGGUACAAGCUGGUCCUCUUCAGCGCCACCUUUGUGGGCACCUGGUUCACCUUUGGCCUGCUGUGGUACCUGCUAGCCAUGGUGCACGGAGACCUUCUGGAGUUUGAGCCUCCGGUCAACCACACGUUGUGCGUGAUGCAGAUGCAAACUCUGACAGGCGCCUUCCUGUUCUCUCUGGAGACGCAGACAACCAUCGGCUAUGGCUUCCGCUGCAUCACAGAGGAGUGUCCAUCCGCCAUCAUGCUGCUCAUCAUACAGCUUCUCAUUACCACUGCCAUGGAGAUCUUCAUUACUGGAACCUUCCUGGCCAAGGUGGCUCGGCCCAAGAAGCGUGGUGAGACGGUACGCUUCAGCCAACAUGCUGUGAUAGCUAAUCAUGAAGGCCGGCCCUGUCUCAUGAUCAGGGUGGCCAACAUGCGCAAGAGCCUCCUGUUGGGCUGCCAGGUGACAGGGAAGCUGCUGCAGCCCUGUGUGUCUAAGGAGGGUGAGACGGUGCGUCUGGACCAGAAGAACGUCACCUUCAGCGUGGACACGUCCAGCGAGAGCCCCUUCCUCAUCCUCCCGCUCACCUUCUACCACAUCAUCAAUAACGACAGCCCUCUUCAAGCUUGGGCUGCCAAAGGUGGUGGAGAAUGUGUAGACCCAGAAGUGGCUAACUUCGAGCUGUUGGUGAUGAUGAGCUCCACAGUGGAACCCACCUCUGCCACCUGCCAAGUGCGCACUUCCUACCUCUCCAGUGAGAUCCUGUGGGGAUAUGAGUUCCCGCCCAUCGUCUCUCUGUCUCCAAUGGGGAAGUACGUUGCAGACCUCGCCUACUUCGACAAAGUUGUCAAGGCCAAGACAGCGCCCCUUUCCAGCCAGACCCCGCCCACUGGCCAGGGGCGUUACCAGGGGAGUGGAGUGGUGGGAGGAGGUGACAUGGAGAAGAUGCAGUUGGAGCAAAGUUAUCGGGAAGGAGGGAAAGAGAGAGAGAGAGUGAGAAACAGUAGCCCUUUCAGCGUUAGGAUCAGCAACGUUUAACGCGCAUACACGCUCAGUUGCACAACGCACAAGCACGGAUAGUGCCUCGUACAGAUAGGACAAAGUGAAUGGUUUACAGAAAACUGCGGUACUGAUUUCAGUUGCAGAGUGAACGUAGAUUGGCUUUAAUGUCAGUGAUACUAUCAUUAUAAGAUGCACUUUAGAGAGUUUCCCAAAAGAGUGGCUCUGGAAAGAUUUUUAAACUACUAAAACCUCUGGGACUCAAUAUACAGUACAACAUCUGCAUUUCAUUUCGAUAUAUGAACCUAUAUAACGCACCUUGUCGCUAUAAGUAGGUAAUAAUGAGACAAUAGCGCUCUCUAGUGGCUGAUUCAUGACCCACGUCUCUGUGCAGGACCAUCAGUGAAUAUGCUGUCCAGCUGCAUUUACUGAAGCCACUCAUUUUUUUUUGAAAUACCAAGACUAUCUUUCUAAACAUUUAUCUGUUGAGAAUAUAGGUGACAUUACUGAUGAUGUUGAUGAUGAUGAUGAUAAAACUGUUUAAAAUCAGGCAAAGGCAAUCUUUUUAUCUUCUUCUUCUUCUUCUUCUUCUUCUUCUUCUUCUUCUUCUUCUUCUUCCUAUUAUUAUUAUUAUUAUUAAUUAUUUAAUUUUAAACAAAUUAGUCAUACUAGGUGUGAUCUUCUUUGGCUGGACCGAAAGCCAGUAGCUACACCAGCCCUUUGUUGACAAAAUUGUGUCCAACUGACUAAGUUGAUAUUUUAUUAGUACCUUUCAGCACUGAAACUUGCAAACUAUAGACAACACGAUCCUGUAAGUUACCAGUCAGUACAAACAAGUUUUCUAGUUACAUUUAUUUUCUUUCACUUGUCUAAUGCUGUAGAAACUCUCCUGAUUGUCAUUACUUAAGACUCUGAGCCACAGAGUUUUGCUUUCUUAUUAUAGGUAAGCCAGAGAAAACUAAAGGAUUGGAAUUGAGGUUUUGAAAUAACAGUACUUUAAGGUACACAGAAAAAGAAUGAAGUACAAUUCAAAUAAUACAAUACAAAUGAUAGCCAUGUGUUUGGCCUGUCUUGAAUCUAGUAUUCAUAAUAAGCUUUAUGUAUGAGCUUUCAUACAUAAAUGUAGCUCAAAGUGCUUUGAAAGAUUAAGGGACAAAAAAGAAAUAUAUACACAUAUGCACAUAAAUCAGAUGAACACAAAGCAAUAAAAGUAUUUUUAAAAAUAUGCAGACAACAAAACAAACAAAAAUCAAACAUGAAAUCAAUAAGAAAUAGGCAACGAAAUAAAACAAAAAUGAAAACAAAGUAAAAAUAAAAAGAGCAAUAAUUAAAAAAAUCAAGUGCAAAAUAAAAUAAUAUGACAUCAAGCAUUCAGAGUUAUACAGUCCAUGAUGCUGCUAAUCCAUUUAAUGCUUUGAAAACCAACAGCAUGUCGUGCCUUCUGCCUCACCCCCUGGUCACCCCACUAUGCUGAUUAUGCCCCCUUCCAUGACCUCUGGCCACGCUCCCAGUUACGCCCUCCGGCCACGCUCCUAGUUAUGCCCUCCAGCCACACUCCCAGUUAUGCCCUCCGGCCACGCUCCCAGUUACGCCCCCCGGUUACACCCUCCGGCCACGCUCCCAGUUACGCCCUCCGGUUACACCCUCUAACCACGCUCCCAGUUACGCCCUCCGGCCACGCUCCCAGUUAUGCCCUCUGGUCAUGCCCCCUGCUACUUUCACUGGUCACACUCCCAAUUACUCCCUCUGGUGGGUUCCCUUGUUCUGCCUCACCAGUGGAUGAAUUACAAGCCACUUAUCCUACACCUGAAGGACAUGACCUGAACCAUUUAUAAAUCUCUUUUGUGUUUAGACUCGUUGCACAGUCUUUUGUGCCUUGGCUAAGUUUCUGAGUUGCUUUUCUUAGAUGUUCCGUGUUAUUUGCUGAACUGUGUUUGGAUUCUGAAUUUUGCCUCCCUCUGAAAUAUGUUUGUCCCUGAUUGGAAUCUGGACUGGGUUUUUUUCACCCUGCCUGUUACCUAUCUCUGAAAUGUCUGUUUGCCCCUGGCCAAACUUGUUUCACCAAUAAACAUAUCUAAUCAUCA